Molecule: messenger RNA, 761 nt
Organism: Dama dama (fallow deer)
Lineage: Eukaryota; Metazoa; Chordata; Mammalia; Artiodactyla; Cervidae
Exons: 2
Coding region: 39-761 (240 amino acids)
Source: RefSeq, a predicted model, not a curated record
UCAGACUUUUUCUCGUCUGUGCACAGACCACGUGGUCUAUGAACACGACAACUCCCACUUCCUGUCGGGGGGAGUCACACAGGUACCGGGUAGUAUGUAUAUGUGCUGCCAGGCACUCAAAGACACUGAACUCUCAGCUUGAGGCAGAACUCAGCACAUUUGUGCAGGGGAAUCCAUGCCUCAUGCCACUCUUCAGUUUGCUCUGGGUGUUCCUGGCCUUCACCUUCUCUGGAUCUGGUGUGGCCCAGAAAGUUACUCAAGACCAGCCAUACAUAACCAGUCAAAUAGGGCAAUCUGUCAUUCUGAACUGUCGGUAUGAACUAAGGAGGAGUGGGUACACACACUACCUUUUUUGGUACAAGCAGCUUCCCAGUGGAGAGAUGACUUUCCUUAUUCGUCAGGAAUCUUCUGGCCGGAAUGCAAGGAAUGGCCGCUACUCUGUAAACUUUGAGAGAGCACAGAACUCCAUCAGCCUCACCAUUUCAGCCUUACAGCUGGAAGACUCCGCAAAGUACUUUUGUGCAGUCUGGGAACUCACAGUGCUUGAAGUAAUGGGAAAAGCUGUACAAAAACCCCAGACCUUAAUAAAUGAGAGCCCCCCUGCUGCAAGACCCCAGCUGAAAUGCACACCUGCAGACCUCAGACAAGAAAUGGUAGUCCUGCGGUUGUUUCAUCUGUGGUCUGGAUCAGAGGAUUUAAUUUUAAACAAAAACUCCUUCCAUGUCAUUUGGAAACAGGUGUCCAGAGUAACUUUCUACUAA